This is a messenger RNA of Exaiptasia diaphana, 1543 nucleotides long. Its product is annotated as octopamine receptor Oamb. The transcript is spliced from 2 exons. Gene Ontology annotation, biological process: adenylate cyclase-activating adrenergic receptor signaling pathway. Gene Ontology annotation, cellular component: membrane. Bases 232 to 1365 code for a protein of 377 amino acids. Gene Ontology annotation, molecular function: G protein-coupled receptor activity. The record is from RefSeq and is a predicted model, not a curated record. NCBI's taxonomy places the organism in Eukaryota, Metazoa, Cnidaria, Anthozoa, Actiniaria, Aiptasiidae.
UUAAUUAACAUAUAUAGAAAAAAUACAAGAAACUUUUCAAGCUGUGUGGAUAAAACAAACAGCGAGAUAUGACUUCUGUUGUCUCAAUUCGGAAGGAAAUUACUUUGAGUAAAUGGAAAUGUACUUAGCAGGACUCUUAUGCCAGGAGAGUGGCUUUACUUCGUCCAAGAAAAUUAUUGACAAAAAUAGGCUGUUAUUAGACGACUAAAAUAUUCAGYUUUCGAGAACAACAUGGUGAACAACACGAUUGACUCAAMGGCUUCAAAUGGAACAAAUUCUAAUGCUGAAUUAACACUAGAACAAGCUCUAAGCUCCCCUUCRGUUAUUGUAUUCUGCCUUCUUCUUAUUUUACUGUUGAUAGUAAUCUUAUUCGGGAAUUUUACUGUCAUGAGAACCGUUCAUGURACGCGUAAACUUCAUUAUUCCGCGUUUUACUUCGUUUUYAGUCUUGCACUAGCAGAUUUCCUUGUUGGUUUUCUGGUGCCCUUCUCUAUCGCCUACAUUGUCACUGAAAAGAUGAGAAAUCGCUGGAUGGCUGGAGAAAUCGCAUGCGACAUAUGGACAUUCGCAAAUAUCUGGUUCGUCGAGGCAUCRCUUCUCAACCUCUGCAUGGUCAGCUGGGAUCGUUACGUAGCAGUGACGUCACCUUUCAGCUACAAAAUGCGCAUGCGCGGAAAGAAGGUCCGAGUCCUAAUCUCGCUUGUAUGGUCAGUGUCGCUUGUUCUAGGAGUUCUAUAUACGUUAGCCUUCAAAUACUCUGAUGAACGCGAACUAUGCAAAGCUAGUGGUCUAAAUCUUAGAAACACUAUAUCUUUUUUCACUAUUGUCUACGCUAUUCCGACCUUAUUCCUUAUAUUCGUGAAUGUCCGAGUCAUUAUGGUCGCUAGAACCCAUCGCACGCAUAUAAGAGCUCAGGAAGUUAAUCCAACUUGGAUUACCGAGGGAGAAGGCGAAAUUGAGGUCAAAAACGAUCGACGAAAAUCAGUGUUUUUAAACGAAAUCAAGACAUUUAAAACAAUAGUUGUGAUUAUUGGUACAUUUUUGCUUUGCUAYUCACCGUUCUUCAUACUCUUAUUGAUAAGCAGGUUYAUUCCUUUACGAACAGGCGCARCACACGUGACUAUUAUUUUAUUUUACGUCAAGAGCGGUCUUAACCCGAUGAUCUACGGGGUGUCCAAAGAUCUCAGGGUCGCCGCAGUAAACAGCUUAAAAAGGCGACGACAAAUAGCAAGUGAUGUGACCGACGGCGAGAGGACUCCCAAAGUGAGUGUUAUACAAKUACCAAGCCAGGAUAACAGAGCUAUAUCACCGUUAAAAAUAGAUGAUAUCAUACCAAAGGAUCAAUCAGCAAGUGAACAAGACUAAACAGUAUUAUUCAAACCGCAAUCGCUUUUAUAAAGACGUUUAAAAUAUUACAAUUUUUUGUUUUUUUCUUUUAAAAUAUAAAUAUACAUAUAAAUAGUCUAGUAUACAGAACUGUACACAUAUCCAUAGGGACGAGGUACCUCAUUGCUAUCUCAAAAAGAAGCCUUAUUACUCUUUA